AUGACGAGUUGGAGGUUUUCGGCCAUCAAAGCCGCAUGCUAUGCUGUAAUCUCGGCGAGGCCUGUUGUGCCAGAAACGGACCAGCCGACGAAAGAUAAAGGCCAUGACGGGCCCCAGUUGCCUGCGUCUGCAACGUGGGACAACAGAUCUCCAAAGCUGCAUAUCGAGCUUGCCGCAAGGUUACCCAACGACGGAGCCCAAAAGAGAGGAGGUAACUCAUCGAGAGGAAGGUGCGAUGCCAAACGGUUGCCUCCAUUGUUAUCAACAGUAUCCGGCAGGCACAAUCAGGUGUCGCAAUCCCCAGCUGCUUACGUCCCCAACCCAGCCAAGACCGCCCGCCGUGAGCGUCGUCAGACUUGCAUGAAAGCCCAAAACCACCCAAAGCGCAUGCGUGCGAUGCCUAAACCCUCCUUCAAGGUAGUUAUACAACCCUCCCGCAAUCUCUUCAAGCCCAAACCCAAAAUCAGCCCACAUCAUCGUCAUCGCAACAUCGCCCUUGCCGGCGUUGCCGCGCCCAGGAGGACGCUGCCACCGGACCUGACCGCCUACCGCGGCCGCGUGAUGGGCGGUCACACCGGUCUCUCUCCACCGUGCUCUUCUCUCUCAACAAGAGCAAGAGGCGGCGGAUCAGCCGCUGCCCUUCGGCUCGGAUAUUGCGAACGCCCACUGCAGGGAGGGGGGGAUGAUCCCUCCUCAAAAGUCCUUCAGCCGGCUCGAGGCCGGGAACAUGUGGCCGUCGCCGAGCCAAGCAGGAAACCGGGCGCUUCAAUGGGCCCGACUUCAUCCGGGCGACGACAACCAACUAACUACGAGCGUGAGCAAAAUCCCAGCCGCCCACCCGGCAGCGACAGAUGCAGGUCUCACCUCAGCGAGUCAGCACACCAAGACCUGCAAUAG
This is a messenger RNA of Chaetomium globosum CBS 148.51, 897 nucleotides long. RefSeq lists its product as uncharacterized. Lineage: Eukaryota; Fungi; Ascomycota; Sordariomycetes; Sordariales; Chaetomiaceae. The transcript has 4 exons. The coding region runs from base 1 to 897 and encodes 298 amino acids. The record is from RefSeq and is a predicted model, not a curated record.